Physeter macrocephalus (sperm whale) is the source of this 1289-nucleotide messenger RNA. RefSeq names its product adenosine A3 receptor (gene ADORA3). Gene Ontology annotation, cellular component: dendrite; synapse; plasma membrane. Gene Ontology annotation, biological process: G protein-coupled adenosine receptor signaling pathway. Gene Ontology annotation, molecular function: G protein-coupled adenosine receptor activity. The record is from RefSeq and is a predicted model, not a curated record. The transcript has 2 exons. Lineage: Eukaryota; Metazoa; Chordata; Mammalia; Artiodactyla; Physeteridae. The coding region runs from base 300 to 1289 and encodes 329 amino acids.
UAAGUAGCCCUCCAGGGGCAGGGGAACCAAGAGCAGCAGCACUUUCACUUUCAGCCCACAUAGAACUGUCCUCCAGGCUUCUGGGAGCUCAGGAGUGUACGGCCUGGCCUGUGUUGGGGCUGAAAGUGAUGGCCCUGUGAUGGACUGUCUCUAAGCAGAGGGGGAGAGGGGGUUCCAACAGAGAAGAGAAGGAAUGGGCGAGUUGUGAGUUCUGGAUUGUGGCUGCUGCACCUGGACCUCUGGCAAGAUGUCUGGCAAGAGCUAAGGCUGACUGGUCCACACGGAUCUUGUUGGCACACAUGUCACCUGGGAGGCUCCACCUGGAAAGCGAGAUGCCUGUCAACAGCACUGCCGUGUCCUUGGCCAACGCUACCUACAUCACUGUGGAGAUUCUCAUUGGGCUCUGUGCCAUAGUGGGCAACGUGCUGGUCAUCUGGGUGGUCAAACUGAACCCCAGCCUGCAGAACACCACCUUCUAUUUCAUUGUCUCCCUAGCUCUGGCUGACAUUGCUGUCGGGGUGCUGGUCAUGCCUUUGGCCAUUGUCAUCAGCCUGGGUGUCACAGUCCACUUUUAUAGCUGCCUUCUCAUGACCUGCCUGCUGCUGAUCUUCACCCAUGCCUCCAUCAUGUCCUUGCUAGCCAUUGCCGUGGACCGAUACCUGCGGGUCAAGCUCACGGUCAGAUACAAGAGGGUCACCACUCAAAGAAGAAUAUGGUUGGCUCUGGGCCUUUGCUGGCUGGUGUCAUUCCUGGUGGGAGUGACUCCCAUGUUUGGCUGGAACAUGAAACUGAACUCAGAGUACCACAAAAAUCUCACCUUGCUUUCCUGCCAAUUCCAUUCCGUCAUGAGGAUGGACUACAUGGUCUACUUCAGCUUCUUCACUUGGAUUUUCAUUCCCCUGGUGGUCAUGUGUGCCAUCUACCUUGACAUCUUCUGUGUCAUCCGGAACAAACUCAAUCAGAACUUUUCUAAUUCCAAAGAGACAGGUGCAUUUUACGGACGGGAGUUCAAGACAGCCAAGUCUCUCUUUCUGGUUCUUUUCUUGUUUGCUUUGUCCUGGCUGCCUUUAUCCGUCAUUAAUUGUAUCACCUACUUUAAUGGUGAAGUACCAAAAGUUGUGCUGUACUUGGGCAUUCUGCUGUCCCAUGCUAACUCCAUGAUGAACCCUAUCGUCUAUGCUUAUAAAAUAAAGAAGUUCAAGGAAACUUAUCUCUUGAUCCUCAAAGCCUGUGUGAUCUGCCAGCCCUCUAAUUCCUUGGACUCAAACACUGAGCAGACUUCUGAGUAG